ACGACUCCCGCCAGGCGCCGCGGCGCAGCGCAUGAGCCCUGCUCGGCUCCGGCGCGUCUAUUAUGCUGCCGGGGCCGGCGAGCCAAAGAGGAGCCGGCCGCGCGGGCCGGGAGGGGACGGCCGCCGGAGCCGCCGAGGCCAAGUGCUGCCUGGUCCGGCCGGGAGCCGGGAUGCCGCGCCUCUGCGGGCAGCACGGAGGGAGCGAGGGCCGCGCCGAGCCCCUGCUGUGACGGCCCGUGAGUGCGCGCCGGAGGAUGUCCGCCUCGACGACGGCCGCCCCCCCGGGGAUGCCGGUGGCCCCGGGCCCCGUGAACCCGCCGCCGCCGGAGGUGGCCAACCCCGCCAAGCCCGGCCGCAAGACCAACCAGCUGCAGUACAUGCAGAAUGUGGUGGUGAAGACGCUCUGGAAGCACCAGUUCGCCUGGCCCUUCUACCAGCCCGUGGACGCCAUCAAGCUGAACCUGCCCGAUUACCACAAGAUAAUCAAGAACCCGAUGGACAUGGGGACGAUCAAGAAGAGGCUGGAGAACAGUUACUACUGGAGCGCGAGCGAGUGCAUGCAGGACUUCAACACCAUGUUUACAAACUGCUACAUCUACAACAAGCCCACAGAUGACAUAGUGCUAAUGGCCCAAGCCUUAGAGAAAAUUUUUCUGCAGAAAGUGGCCCAGAUGCCCCAGGAGGAGGUUGAGUUGUUGCCCCCUGCUCCAAAGGGCAAAGGCCGGAAACCGGCUGCGGGAGCCCAGAGUGCAGGUGCGCAGCAGGUGGCGGCCAUGCCCUCGGUCUCCCCGGCGACCCCCUUCCAGAACGUCCCCCCCACCGUCUCCCAGACGCCCGUCAUUGCUGCCACCCCCGUGCCGACCAUCACCGCCAACGUCACGUCGGUCCCCGUUCCCCCAGCUGCCGCCCCGCCCCCGCCCGUGACGCCGGUCAUUCCCGUGGUCCCCCCCACGCCGCCCGUGGUCAAGAAAAAGGGCGUGAAGCGGAAAGCGGACACCACCACGCCCACGACGUCGGCCAUCACCGCCAGCCGGAGCGAGUCGCCGCUGCCGCUGUCGGACCCCAAGCAGGCCAAGGUGGUGGCGCGGCGGGAGAGCGGGGGCCGGCCCAUCAAGCCGCCCAGGAAGGACCUGGAGGACGGCGAGGUGCCGCAGCACGCGGGCAAGAAGGGCAAGCUGCCGGAGCAGCUGCGGCACUGCGACAGCAUCCUCAAGGAGCUGCUGUCCAAGAAGCACGCGGCCUACGCCUGGCCCUUCUACAAGCCGGUGGACGCCGAGGCGCUGGAGCUGCACGACUACCACGACAUCAUCAAGCACCCGAUGGACCUCAGCACCGUCAAGAAGAAGAUGGACAGCCGCGAGUACCCGGACGCACAGGGCUUUGCAGCCGACAUCCGGCUAAUGUUCUCCAACUGUUACAAGUACAACCCGCCGGACCACGAGGUGGUGGCCAUGGCCCGGAAGCUGCAGGACGUGUUUGAGAUGCGGUUCGCCAAGAUGCCGGACGAGCCGGCAGAGGUGCCCGCGACACCCGCCCCCGCGGCCCCGGCGGCGAGCAAGGGCACGGAGAGCAGCCGCAGCAGCGAGGAGAGCUCCUCGGACUCGGGCAGCUCGGACUCGGAGGAGGAGCGGGCCACGCGGCUGGCCGAGCUGCAGGAGCAGCUGAAGGCCGUGCACGAGCAGCUGGCCGCCCUGUCUCAGGCCCCCGUGAACAAGCCAAAGAGGAAGAAGGAGAAGAAGGAGAAGGAGAAGAGGAAGAAGGACAAGGACAAGGACAAGGAGCGGCACAAGGUCAGGUCCGAGGAUGAGAAGAAGGCCAAGGCCGCCCCGCCCGCCAAGCAGGCCCCCCAGAAGAAGGCGCCCACCAAGAAGGCCAACAGCACGACCGUGGCCAGCAGACAGCCGAAGAAGGGUGGCAAGCAGGCCACGGCGCCCUACGACUCGGAGGAGGAGGAGGAGGGCCUGCCCAUGAGCUACGACGAGAAGCGCCAGCUGAGCCUGGACAUCAACCGGCUGCCCGGGGAGAAGCUGGGCCGCGUGGUGCACAUCAUCCAGUCCCGGGAGCCCUCGCUGCGGGACUCCAACCCCGACGAGAUCGAGAUCGACUUCGAGACCCUGAAGCCCACCACGCUGCGCGAGCUCGAGAGAUACGUCAAGUCCUGUUUACAGAAGAAGCAGCGGAAACCGUUCUCUCCUCCUCCUCCCACAGCGACGAGCGGGAAGAAGCAGGCAGCCAAGUCGAAGGAGGAGUUAGCUCAGGAAAAGAAGAAGGAGCUGGAGAAGCGGCUGCAGGACGUCAGCGGGCAGCUGAGCAGCAGGAAGCCUGCCAAGAAAGAGAAAUCGGGCGCGGCGCCCCCCGGAGGGCCUUCCCGGCUCAGCAGCAGCAGCUCGUCCGAGUCCGGGAGCAGCACCUCCAGCGGAUCGAGCUCGGACAGCAGUGACUCGGAGUGAAGUCGGGCUCCGCCGGCGCCCCGCCCCGCCGGCCAGCGGCCGCGCGCCCGCCGGCGGCCUCCGCAGUGUCCCCUCCUGGAUAAUAUACUACUACUUUUGUUCAUGGUGUGCAGGUUUCUUUUUAAUCCAGUGUCACGGUAUCUCCCCGUUUUUG
Messenger RNA from Phyllostomus discolor (pale spear-nosed bat), 2604 nucleotides. It is a transcript of the gene BRD3, whose product is annotated as bromodomain containing 3. The transcript has 12 exons. The record is from RefSeq and is a predicted model, not a curated record. Gene Ontology annotation, cellular component: nucleus; chromatin. Gene Ontology annotation, biological process: regulation of DNA-templated transcription; chromatin remodeling. Bases 255 to 2450 code for a protein of 731 amino acids. NCBI's taxonomy places the organism in Eukaryota, Metazoa, Chordata, Mammalia, Chiroptera, Phyllostomidae.